This is a messenger RNA of Aspergillus ruber CBS 135680, 1690 nucleotides long. RefSeq lists its product as uncharacterized. Bases 254 to 1333 code for a protein of 359 amino acids. The record is from RefSeq and is a predicted model, not a curated record. The transcript is spliced from 3 exons. NCBI's taxonomy places the organism in Eukaryota, Fungi, Ascomycota, Eurotiomycetes, Eurotiales, Aspergillaceae.
UUAUUUUCCAAACCAAUUCCUUCACUCAAUUGUCCACUUUCCACCCGAACUCGUUUUAUUUACAAUUGAUACGGUGAUUGGCGUUAUUUGUUAGUCUUUCUCCAAUCUUUCCCCGCCGGGUUUAGUACUAUAAGAACCGGUCUCGCCUUUCCGUCCUCCCUCCACCUCCCCGUCCAACCACUACACCUCGACGCGCCAAUUGAACGUCUAAUCCUCCCCCUCUCUUGUAUGUACUUGCUGGAAGAGAAAAGAAAUGAAUCCGGUUCAAAUCCACCCCAGCCCCAUCAAAGACGGCCGACGAGUGCUCGGCGAGAAACCCGCCAACGCGUGUCUGUCGCCUGCGCGCAAUCGGAUCAUCGACACAGCUAUAUCGCCCGUCAAACCACCUCUCUCUGACCAGAGAUACCCCUCCUCAUCACCGAAGAAGCUCCUCCCAUCGCCACCUUUUGGUCUUGCAGGCCGGAAACGCACCAUCGACCAGGUUGAUCCGGUUCCGGUAAACAGAGGCAGUUUGCAUGUUCGGGAAGAGGAAGAGACGCGGUCUGCUGGAGUUGAUGCUGCUAGGUCAAACCAGAAGGAAACGGAACUUGAACCUGAACCCCCGCACGCGAUGGAUACGUCAAGGUCGCAGGAACGAAAGCAAACAUCACCAAUUGAAUCCCGGCAGGAUGUUUCUUCAACGGACGUGUCGAAUAAUCCAACGCGAACAAUCCCGGAGGACCCAGAGACGCGCAAGGUGUUUAUCCAAGAGAAAGCAAAUCUCCUCCGCAUCAGAAUCCAAAGCGCCAUGCGUCACGUCAGAGAUCACCAAUUCGAUCGCCGGUUGUCAGAGCUAGAAGCCCACAGUCGCAAAUACCCUCGAUUAUCGAAAACACCUCAGCAAACCCGUACCCUACCAAGAACCACUUCAAAUGUCACCAACACUGCAUCGCAUCUCCCCGAAACCGAAAUUGAAGAAACCGCUCCGCGAGCCCUUCAACCUGCUCCCGAAUUAAAAGCACGCGUCGAAGAUGCCCCCACAUCAAACAACAACAAAGAUGAAAACGCGGGCUUAUCCUCUCCACCCCUAUCCACAAACAAUACAACCAAUGAUCCCAUGAGGACCCCAACUCAACAGACAUACCAACAUGACCAUUCGGGUGCACCAGAGUCACCAAUACAGCUGAGUAGCCCGCCCGCUAGUAUCUCGCGCGACAGAGCCGACCGGCGCGAGAGGGACAGAGAUAACCAUGACACUGAAGAUGUCACAAGGACGCCAUCACAACAAGGUGAUGCUGUGGACGGACUGCUUAAGCUCAUGAAUACUGCUGAAAGACACGAGCAUUCGGCUUAAGAUAAUUGAUUCAUGCCUCAUGCCUCUUUUUUUGGGGUGGGGAGGAUUAUUGCAUAUACCCUUGUUAUUGGUAUUAUUAUUGAUAUAGAAGCUGGAAAGACAGAAAAAAGCGUUGCGUUGACUGAAUGCAUACAUGUUGAUCUUGCAUACAUACUGGCUCAAGUUUUGUCUGUACAAUGCUUAGCAGGAGUCAUGAUGGAUGAUACCAUAAUCAGUGGGAACUGUAUAUUAUAGGAGCCAGGAGUAUAGACGGUUACAAUUUUGUAUAUCGAAUCAAUCGAAUCGAUUGAAAUAGAUUAUAAACUGACCAAUAAGAUCACAUCUAACUGUACAAUAGCAACAGCAAUAUACACAUCA